This is a messenger RNA of Haemonchus placei, 2724 nucleotides long. NCBI's taxonomy places the organism in Eukaryota, Metazoa, Nematoda, Chromadorea, Rhabditida, Trichostrongylidae. The record is from the annotation of a GenBank genome assembly.
AGAAUGCAGCGCCCUAGAAACCGUUCGACCACACUACGUGAGCGCGUAGCUCAAGCUUACCAUGACUAUGGAAGACUAUGCUCGGCACAUCCUUUUGCUUGUUUAUCGAUGUCGCUUAUUACAAUGGUGAUGCUAUCCUACCCAACUUUUACAAAAUUUCGUCUAGCAGCUAGCAGUCCUAUUGACGUUCAUUGGGAUGACAAACUUCUCGUUAUAGGGGAACGGUCUCCUGAAUGGUUACGCGGAGCACCAGCUGCUUUCUUACAACAAAUUAUUAUUCGCGGGAAUGUGGACCCGUGGGUUUCCCAUAAUAUGACUCCUGAACAGGCUGUUCGGGGACCACUUUCUCGAGCGUUCCUUGCGAGAAACAUUAUUCUUAACCAUGGAACUGUUGAUGCAACGUGCCUCCAAGUGAGUCAUGAAGACACACUGUCAGGCUCUCCAUUUCAUCGCGGCUGUUUGAUACUGGAUCCGACAGCAUUCUGGCAGAAUUCCUUGGAGAAGUUUCAGGAGGACUCUGACGUCUUAAUGACUAUUUUCUCACGGGAAUGCUCAUCUGUAAUGUGUCUGCGAGACGUUUUUCUAGGAAUGCCCACUGUAUUCACCGGCAUUAAACCGGCCUACAGAAGCAAUAGGAAGCGUGAUAUCGAUUUCUCACUCACUUUGUUUUUUGCUCAAUACGAUUCUGGCAUGAGGAAAUCACUGCUCAAUAGUCUUUCUUCACGAGACGAAUUUGAUUCAUUGCCGUUGUCGGCGGAAACAGAAAGCCAAUUCGUUCACGUUUUCUAUCGGAAUCGCAAGGCUUUCGCCGGCUAUCUUCCUCUGCUUACUUCCUAUGCAGUUUUUACGUUCUAUUUGUACUAUUCUGCAAGAAAAUUUGAAAUGGUAUCGUCUCGUUGGAGUCUAGCAUUUGCUGCUGCUUUUGCUGUCGGAGCGACUCUUCUUAUGACUACCGGAGUAUGUGCUCACUUGGAGUUAAGUCCAACUCUUUGGGGUGCUGAAAUAUUUCCGUAUAUAGCUCUAAUAUUAGGGCUUGAAAAUACACUUUGCAUAACACGGGCUGUUGUGUAUACGCCACCAACGUUGGAUGUGUCUUCGCGUAUUGCCCAUGGUCUGGCGCAAGAAGGGUACUCAUUAUGCAAGUACUUUGUCAUGGAAAUUUCCUUUCUCGCCAUUGGCUAUGCAACCCGAAUUGCAGAGAUUCAGGAAUUUUGUAUGUUUGCAUCCAUUGGCCUCGUGAUCGAUUUCUAUAUGCAGGUACAUGUUCUUCUACGCUCCUUGCCUUACCUUAGAAGAGAAGAGGAAGUUUGCUUUGCAGUAGCACAACUAGUUUUUUUGUGCCCUAUGCGUAAAUUAUGGCCAUCAUUCUUCGAGUUGAAGCGAAGGAAAAAGAGGACCCUUUCCGAGUCCCAGCUCGAUGAAAGGGACAUUCAGGAGGACAUGGAUAGGAAAGGUAUCCCCAAAAUGGACAAAUACCUUUCGUUGAUUCUCAAUCACCACUCGAUGCAGCUCCUUCCCAAUGGCAGUUGUGGAGCGAACGUACCUUCAAAUGGUAUGUGGCCAGCGUUGUUUUCCGAGUUCAAUAUGAGUUUGUCUGGUAGUUACAUCACUUUCUUGCCCCCAAUUGUUUUGAAGACAACGUCACAUAUCUUUGUCAGGAAUAUCACUUAUAGAUCGACCCCUCUCUUCAGAUCCCGCAUUUCGUGGUUGGAGUCGCAAUUACGCUUUUAUCUGGCAGUAGUUUGGUUAAUGUUGUUGAUGUGCGUGGUCGGCUUCAUUUUAUAUGUAUGUUUUUGGGGACGAUGGCGGACCGAUCAAAUUUUUGAAUCCAGAAUUUCCAAUCUUACAAAAAAGCUGCCGAUUGUGUUCUCUGGGCAUCGCUUCCCAAUUGAGAGCAGCGCAUUGUGUAACCAGUCACGGCUGAUCACCUGUUGCCAAGAAGGAAAAGUCUGUCUAUGGAAUAUCGAGUCAGGUAAGAUUACUUGUAGCUCUGAUUCGAUAAGACUGAUUUUUGAGACUGGUGGAGAGUCGAAAACAUGUUCAUUCCCAGUAAUUUGGUGCAUCGCAGCAAAACAGUACAUCGCUCUAUGUGGCUGCGCGGAUGGCUCAUUGGAAGUUGCUUGUCUUGAAAGAAACAAACUUAUCGGUGUCUAUCGCCAGUUUCAAAUUGGUAUUGUCCAUGUGCUUUAUGUUGGCUCACGUGUGGUGUUGGCCCGAUUGGACGGUACUGUGGAGUUCCUAGAACUGACAUUAACUACGGAAAGGCCGACUCGUGUAACGUCCAUUGUGCUUCUCAACAUCAUUCGUGCUCAUCAAAAACCGAUUUCUUACUUGGGAGCUUCAUCGUUGGUGGCAGUUUCGGCCAGUUAUGACCACACCCUCAAAGUGUUUGACCUUCGUACCUGUCAAUUGCAGUCGAUGUUGCAUGCUCACAGUGGACCGGUGACAGCUGUAUGCAUCGAUCAUUCCACUAGCAUGUUAUUUUCUGGUUGUGAGCAAGGCAUAAUUUGCUGGUGGAAUCUGACAUCUGGAGAGCUUCUUCGUUCGCUGGAUGUUAAGUGCUCAGGUAAGAUACAACUUGCAUGUACGGCAGAAUACCUGUUGGGCUAUUCAUCGGAAGGUGAUUUUAUCUUAUGGAGCAAAGCCGACGGAAGUCUUGUUAGCCGAAUCGCUCAGCACCACGCUAGGGUAUGUUUUUAUUCCAUGCGACCGAAAAAACUCUGA